Hemibagrus wyckioides is the source of this 2838-nucleotide messenger RNA. It is a transcript of the gene hs3st4, whose product is annotated as heparan sulfate (glucosamine) 3-O-sulfotransferase 4. NCBI's taxonomy places the organism in Eukaryota, Metazoa, Chordata, Actinopteri, Siluriformes, Bagridae. The coding region runs from base 733 to 1971 and encodes 412 amino acids. Gene Ontology annotation, molecular function: [heparan sulfate]-glucosamine 3-sulfotransferase activity. The transcript has 2 exons. The record is from RefSeq and is a predicted model, not a curated record.
CCGGGCACUCUCGUUGUCAGCCACUGAGAGACAGCGACGCUUAUUUAUGCACAGGCUGUUCACUUUCAGCGCGCUCAAAGUUGGCGGAUUGUCGGCUGGGAGGACUGCGCUCGCGCUCACACCGUACGUUCUUGCAGUUUACAGAGAAAAAUCAACGGCGCGAAGGGAACGGCGAGCAACCGCUACUGCGCGCGCGCGCGCGUGUGUGUGUGCGCACGGUGCCUCGUGCGUCAUUUCGGUGACUUUGGUAUACAUCCUGUUCUUUUUUAUUUAUUUAUUUUCCUGCUUAUACGUUAUUUGUGUGUGUGCGUGCGUGCGUUUGUGCGUGCGUGCGGGUGGGCGUGUGUGUGUAAAAUGCCAAGUGUUGGCCCGUCACCGCGCGCGCGUGUCAAGCCGGGCCGCACGUUUGGAAGGACGCCCGACCGCAGCCUUUCUCAUCUGCAAGUUCACUCCGAUGAAUUGUGACAAAGGGCUGUCAGCGCCCGAAUAAGAAAUCGAUGCUCGAGGAAGCGACGCGCGGCUCUCCUGGAAUUUUAACGAUCCCCGUUUUUUUUCCUCGCGUCUUUAUAACCAUGCGAAGUGGCUCUCCUGGACUCCUGCUCGCCGCUGCAACUCGAGGGGGCUGAUAGUGACAGAUUACCGCUGUUGAGUGUCCAUGCAAGACUCGGAGAGGGUGAGAGAGGAGAGGAAACAUGUCUGGCCACUUCUCUGAGAGGAUCCCUGCUAUCAGAGAUGGCAUUUUUGCCCGGCACGGCGCUGCUCGCUUCUAAAGUGCCUCGCAAAAUCCUGUUCAUGUUCACGCUCUCUCUGUCCGUAACGUACCUGUUCUACAGUUUGAUGAGCUGCUACGACUCGCUGCGCUUCCCCGUGCUGGAGAACUACGCGUACCAGGCACCGGAGGUCACAACUUUGGCCACGCUGCGGGAGAAACUUUAUUCCACCCCUUCCCGCGCGCACCUCGACCAGGAACUCGCGGCGACGACCGUCACGGCUAAUCUGUUCACGGAGAAAUACGACGUCGAGGAGAUCACUGCGGGAUGGGAGCGAGCUCGGGCGGAGACGCCAGUUAGCAAGACCGCCGCGGUGAACGUGGAGCAUCCGGAGACCAGCACCAUGGACGGAGGGCUGGGGAGAGCCGUGAACUGCACGUCGGAUUACGGAGAGAAGAAAUUACCCCAAGCUAUUAUAAUAGGGGUGAAGAAAGGGGGCACGAGGGCUCUGCUUGAGGCGCUCCGAGUUCACCCGGACGUGCGCGCGGUCGGGAACGAGCCGCACUUCUUCGACAGGAACUACGAAAAAGGACUGGACUGGUACAGGGAUUUAAUGCCAUCAACGCUGGAGGGUCAGAUCACCAUGGAGAAAACACCCAGUUACUUUGUGACGAACAGUGCUCCCAAGCGCAUCCACACCAUGGCAAAGGACAUCAAACUGAUCAUAGUGGUGCGCAACCCAGUGACUCGAGCCAUUUCCGACUACACACAGACGCUGUCCAAACGGCCCGAGAUCCCCACCUUCGAGGUCCUCGCUUUCAAGAACCGGACUCUGGGUCUAAUCGACGCCUCGUGGAGCGCGCUGCGUAUCGGCAUCUAUGCCCUACACCUAGAAAACUGGCUCCAGUACUUUCCCCUGUCGCAGAUGCACUUUGUGAGCGGCGAGCGUCUCAUCACGGAUCCGGCCGGAGAAAUGACCAAGGUGCAGGACUUCCUGGGUCUCAAGCGCAUCGUCACUGAUAAGCACUUCUACUUCAACAAGACCAAAGGCUUCCCCUGCUUGAAGAAGCCUGAGGACAGCAGCACCCCGCGGUGCCUUGGCAAGUCCAAGGGCAGGACACACCCCAAAAUAGAGCCGGAUGUCAUCCGCAGACUGCACAAGUUCUACAAGCCCUUUAAUAACAUGUUCUACCAAAUGACAGGGCAAAACUUCCAGUGGGAGAUGGAAGAUGGAGGUGACUCGCCCGGCCCACGGGACUGACAGACUGGCACUUCUCUGCUCCACCAGCUUAACCACCCCUCUACCAUGUUAGCCCACCCCCACCCCUCCCUCAUUACCCCAACCCUGAAAUUCCUCAUUGUCCUUAAACAGUGCUUCAGCACAACCAAUCAGUAAUAUCUGUCUGUAUUUAGAGCAAAGAUUUCUGCUCUUUAAUCCAUUUCCCCCAACAAGCCAAUGAUCUUCACAGUGGCGAUUUGUUGUAUAUAUAUCAUACAGUACAUAAAUAUAUUUAUAUUUGUCAAAAGAAGAUGCUUUUAUUCAUUUGGUUUUCGAAUACGACGUUGCUCUAAAAUCAUGUCUAUAAUGAUGAUGCAUGCAAUGAGUUAAGUGUCCUUACCCCCUCAGCCAUAGAUUAUUCACUCAGUUUUUAUUUCUUUGUUUGUUUCUUUAGAUCAACUCACAUAUAUUACAUUAUAUACCUGCUGAAGGGUGUCUCUAGCAAAUCAUUUUGUUCUUGACAUUAGGCUUAAUCAAAGAAUUUUUAAAAUUUAUUUACAGAUUUUGGGUGAGUAGAUUCAGCCUUAGUCCACGAAACUUCACAAGCCCCUGUAUUUCUACACUAAAUAUUCAGCAUCAACUUCAAAUCAAAGAAAGAAACAUCAACACACUUAAAUUUUGUGUUUUCUUUAAUUGGAUGUUGAGGAGUUUACCCAAAGUGUCCUCACUCCCAAUGUAAACACACUGAAACAUGGGCAGAAGCCUGUCAGGUCUCUGUACAAAGAGCUCUGAAACAUCAAACUCUAACACACAAACACUGGCUUUGAGGAUGAACCUCGUGCAUCACAGGUCUGCGGCACAGUGAAUGAAUGAACACUGUCCAUAAUAAAGCAGGUCAUUUUUAGUUCA